Molecule: messenger RNA, 3929 nt
Organism: Polyodon spathula (Mississippi paddlefish)
Lineage: Eukaryota; Metazoa; Chordata; Actinopteri; Acipenseriformes; Polyodontidae
Product: somatostatin receptor type 5-like
Exons: 2
Coding region: 518-1588 (356 amino acids)
Biological process (GO): regulation of insulin secretion; cellular response to glucocorticoid stimulus; neuropeptide signaling pathway
Cellular component (GO): membrane; neuron projection
Molecular function (GO): neuropeptide binding; somatostatin receptor activity
Source: RefSeq, a predicted model, not a curated record
UAGGUGCUUAGCAAACACUGUCACGUUUUUAUAUUGAUAAAUACCAGCGCUCCUGCCAAUGGGGCUCAUAAUUUAGAAGUGAAGCAGCUGAAUACUACAUUCGACAUGAGAUAAACCCAGCAGCUUUCUUUGCAUAUGUGCUGUUUAAACACAGACUUCAACAAAAGUAGAUUUUAUAAAAACAGACAAAACACACACAAUUAGCGGUCACACAUAGUGGAAAGACAAUAGUCAACAUUAGCCAUACCUGUACCAGCUCAGUUCUAAGCCUUGCACAAAAUCUACUACUGUAUAGUAACUUCCUGAGAAUAGACUGUCCCUGCUUUAGCUGGAUUACUCCUCAUUGAGAACACCGGCGUUUGCGAAAGCUGGCGGCAGUUUAAAAUUGUUUUUACAGUUUGGGUUGGAUAAAAGAUGAAGACAUCGACUGAACGACGCAGGUUAUAAGCAGCAUUUGAAACAGGAUUAAUAAUCCUUCACGUUUUCAUCUGGGAGCCCUGAGAACACUGAGGACACCAUGGCAGGCUUUACAGAUCCCGCUUUUGACGUUGACUUGAGAGAAUUCAACCAAUCUACUGUCAAUAACUUAACACACAAUGAUAAAACAAUGCGAGACCUGCCUCUACAGGGUGUAAGCGCAAUUAUCAUCCCUAUAAUUUAUUCCAUAGUGUUUGUAGUCGGACUUGGUGGAAACACUUUGGCCAUCUACGUAGUCCUUCGAUACACCAAAAUGAAAACGGUUACCAACAUUUACAUUCUAAACUUAGCGGUGGCCGAUGAGCUUUUUAUGCUGGGAUUGCCAUUCCUUGCCACGCAGAAUGCCCUAUCCUAUUGGCCUUUUGGAAUCUUCCUCUGUAGACUUGUCAUGACAGUGGAUAGUAUCAACCAGUUUACCAGUAUCUUCUGCUUGACUGUGAUGAGCAUUGACCGCUAUCUCGCUGUGGUGCAUCCCAUCAAGUCCACCAAGUGGCGUCGGCCCAGAAUAGCCAAGAUGAUCAAUGUAACUGUUUGGAUAUUGUCCUUUAUAGUUGUGCUGCCGGUAAUCAUAUUUGCGGACGUCCAAGAAAGCAUACAGACUUGCAACAUCAACUGGCCGGAACCAACAUCAGUCUGGUCCACUGUUUUUAUAAUUUACACAUCAGUUAUAGGGUUUUUCGGCCCUUUGCUGGUGAUUUGCCUGUGCUACCUUCUGAUUGUGGUCAAACUCAAAUCAUCUGGUUUACGAGUCGGGUCGACAAAGCGAAGAAAGUCUGAAAAAAAGGUCACCAAAAUGGUGGUCAUCAUCGUCAUGGUGUUCGUAUGUUGCUGGCUACCCUUCUACAUCCUGAAUAUAGUUAACCUGAUUGUCAUCUUGCAAGAAGAACCUGUCCAGAUCGGGGUGUAUUUCUUUGUGGUGGUCAUGUCUUAUGCUAAUAGCUGCGCUAACCCCAUCCUAUAUGGUUUUUUGUCUGACAAUUUCAAACAAAGCUUUCAACAAGUGCUGUGCUUUCGCCAAGGGAAUGGUGUUGAAGAUGGUGAGACCAACACGCAAAGGACGGACAAGGUUGUUCUUCAGGAAUCGAUUUUAACUGAAAAACAACAGCACUAACGGCCACAUGCAAACAAGUCACUUAUGAAUGAAGUUCCAGAUUCAUUAAGACACUAACACUGUAACGAAAAAACAGGACUUUUAGAAAUGUGUACAGAUCAUAGAAUGACAGACCAAAAUUCUGAAAUAAGUCACCUUAAUUUCAUGAUUCAAUUCGAUGACUGUACAGUUUCAAUUUACAAACUAGCUGUGAGAAGAGCAUGUUUUGUGACCUUUUAUUCUAGUGCUGAUUGCCUAAGAGUAGUAUUCCCGUGCCAAACUAGUCAAUCAGUCUUACCAGUCACAAUAAGCUAGCUCAUAUGGGACAGUCCAUUUUUAUUACAAACAGUAUAUUUCUUCUAAAUUUAGAGUUUGCAUUAUUGUUAGUGUUUUCAAUAGGGGCUAGUGGCCGGGUGUAAAAAAGUGCAGUACUCAGUCUCCAAAGACAAAAAAGAUGCUUUUCCCCAACUCAAACCCAUUACUUACAAAUAUAUAUAUAUAUAUAUAUAUAUAUAUAUAUAUAUAUCCCUGAAUAGAUCAUUGUCUCAUCUUCAUAUACUUUUAAAGUGCAGCAGUGCCCUAGAAUUUUCCUAGUCCUUCAUUUUACGUUGGUGACUGCCAAGAUUGAAUGUCAGAUUAAGAUUAUAACCCAUGUGCUGUGCUCCCACUGCCUGCCAUAGCAUCUAAAAAGUUGGAUUCCUCAGACAAUAAUGCAAUUGCCAAAACAUGGUCUGCUACUAUGAUCUAUGGCCUGCUUUUUAAUUCUUACGCAAGAAGAUUUGCAAAUAGCAGAAACUUCUCAUAUUGCUGUACCAUGGUGUCUGGAAUAGUGAAUGUGUUUUCAAUAAAAUCUGUUAAAUGAGUAAAAUAUGUACAAUCUGCAAAAAAAAAAAACAAGUGCAUGUAACAGUUGCCAACAUCCAACAAAGAAUGAACAUCUACUGUUUUUUUCACACCAGCAAGGAGUUUUCUGCUUUGCUUUAACUAUUAUAUUUAAAUACUUUGAUGUUGGUUAAAAUCUAUACUUUAAAGUAAUUCCACUAUGGCGACUGUGUAAAAUAGCUCAGCUUUACUUGUCUGAUAAAGCAAUUCAAUUUUCAAAUGCUGGUUAUUUGUUGAACAUGCACACACACAAGCUUUAAGUGUAAGUAGAUUUGAUUAAAAUAUUCCUUAAAGGACAGAUAAAGUUCUCUUGAAUAUUAUUAAUGAAGCUGCUAGGUGUUUAGAACUUAUACACAAACAAUGUUAGAGGCUUUUAAUAUCAAACAAAUAGUUACUGUGGUUGAUUAUGUUCUAAAUGGUUUCACUUGUAGUGAAUUGUAUGAAAGGCCUGUAAAAGCUACCAAGACCUGUUAAAGGACCUGUUAAUCUCAUGCAAUAGUGCAAAAUGUUCACUGUCAUUUUUUUUUUUCUCUGAGGGGGUAUUCAGAAGGAAGUGUGGUUGUGCUGUAAUUAUGUUUUUUUUUUUUUUUGGUGAAUUUGCCACAGAAAUAAGAGUUUAAUGGACUUUUUGCUAACAUGGCGCUAGAUUAAGGAACAUUCUUAUAGACUUAAGUGUACUACAGCUGUCUCUAUGUACUGUCAAGCUAAUUAUUUGAUUCUGUGACCGUGUAAGGCUUAUACAAAAAGGAUGUUUUACAAAAAAAAGAAAACAAGCAACAUAUAUUAAUAGUAUUUGGCUUUUAAAUGUUAAGUCUAUUUAGCUGCAUUAGUCGUGUUGUGUCUUAUCAUGGAUUAUAUUUACAUUACUGUUUGUGUCACGUACACUGACUUGUCCGUAUUCUUUAGAUCGUAAAAGCAUGUAUUAUUAGGGUUUGUUGAAGCUGGUUUCAUCAGUGUAGGUUGGGAACUUUGAAUCAAACUUUGUGGCAAAUGAAAAUAUUCUGUAUUUUAAUUAAUCAAUAUAUAUAAGUGUAAUGUAUCUAUGUAAUAUUGUGUAUUGAACUUGAAACAGUCAUACUGAAAAAAGGAUAUUGUACGUGUGUUUUUAUUUGGUCUCUGUUCUCGUUUAAGUAAAAGUCUGUCCAAAGUUUAUUUGUUGUAUUAUUUUUUAAAUGUAUUUUUCUCAAUGGUGUUUCUGUAAAGUGCUUUUUAGUCAGUGAUGCCUUGGCUGUUUUCCAAGCUUGUUUGUAGACAAGAUGUGUUGUUUCAAAGUGGUUAACACAUACACAAAAAAAAUCAACGAGCAACAGAAGGCAUAACCUCGGGGGAAGAAUGUUCAACUGCAAAAUUACAGUACUAGCUUACCAUGGUUUCAUGUUUUUAUGUGAUGCUGAAAUAGUAAGUUAUCAGUAUUGUUAAGGAGCUCUGUCUGUUACCAGUUACUAUUGAGUUAAUUGCUUGUAAUAAAAUGUAGUGAUAA